Molecule: messenger RNA, 6951 nt
Organism: Scophthalmus maximus (turbot)
Lineage: Eukaryota; Metazoa; Chordata; Actinopteri; Pleuronectiformes; Scophthalmidae
Product: monocarboxylate transporter 2
Exons: 5
Coding region: 315-1760 (481 amino acids)
Biological process (GO): transmembrane transport; monocarboxylic acid transport
Cellular component (GO): membrane
Molecular function (GO): monocarboxylic acid transmembrane transporter activity
Source: RefSeq, a predicted model, not a curated record
ACGAGUGCAGGAGUACAAGGGGGGUGGGGGGCGGCUACGACAAUCCUUUCAGGCCUGAAAUAGAAUGCGGAGGCGAGGCAGCGCCGCCCCCACCGCAGCCCGCGGGCGCUCCACGUCAGACAGGGGCUCACUCAGGAAAUUCAAACACGAGAAGCACCGUCCCCCGCCGCGCCGCGCCACGCCACGCCGAACGACGCGGGCAUCUCUCCCUGCUCCAAGGUCACCGAGCGCCGACGGCCUGCACGGGACACACACACCUUCACCUCCCCCUCCAUCACCAAAAAGUGAAUAGCCAGCGUUGAGGUGGGCCAGCGAUGCCGCCCCCAGCCACAGGUCCCGCCGCCGUGCCCCCACCAGAUGGCGGUUGGGGUUGGGCUGUGGUGUUGGCAUCUUUCAUCUCCAUCGGCUUCUCGUACGCCUUUCCCAAGGCCAUCACCGUCUUCUUCAAAGACAUCCAGAUCAUUUUCAAUGCCUCCUACAGCCAGGUCGCAUGGAUCUCCUCCAUCAUGCUUGCGGUCAUGUAUGCUGCAGGUCCCAUCAGCAGCAUACUCGUCAACACAUACGGCUGCAGACCCAUCGUCAUGAUGGGCGGCUGCCUCUGUUCCACUGGCAUGAUCUUAGCUUCCUUCUGCACCAAUGUGCUGCAGCUGUACUUCUGCAUAGGAGUUAUCGGCGGUCUUGGACUAGCAUUCAACCUGCAGCCAGCGCUGACUAUGAUUGGCAGGUACUUUUUUAAGAAGCGUCCCAUUGCAAAUGGACUGGCAAUGGCAGGCAGCCCGGUGUUCCUCAGCACCCUCGCUCCUCUCAACCAGUACCUCUUCAACCAGUUUGGCUGGAGGGGCAGCUUUCUCAUCCUGGGCGGCCUUUUGCUAAACUGCUGUGUGGCUGGUGCCCUCAUGCGGCCUCUGGGGCCACCACCGAGUAAGGCCAAGAAGGACGAAGAGUUGGCUGCCAUCGCCACCGCGACAAAAGAGAAGCGUACCGCCUGGCAAAUAGUCAACAAGUACCUAGACCUGUCGCUCUUCAAACAUCGGGGUUUUCUCAUCUACCUAUCUGGCAAUGUGAUCAUGUUCCUGGGCUUCUUCGCGCCUAUUGUCUUUCUUGCAGCCUAUGCCAAGGACAUGGGUGUGGAUGAGUAUUCAGCUGCCUUCCUGCUCUCAAUCCUGGCUUUUGUCGACAUGUUUGCCAGGCCGUCCAUGGGGCUACUGGCCAACUCGCGCUGGGUUCGCCCCAAGAUCCAGUACUUUUUCAGCCUUGCUGUGCUGUACAAUGGGGUGUGCCACAUCCUCUGCCCUUUUGUGGAAAGCUACACCGGUCUGGUAGUAUAUGCAAUGUUCUUUGGCUUUGCAUUUGGCAUGGUCAGCUCAGUGCUGUUUGAAACACUGAUGGACCUAGUUGGGGCUGAAAGGUUCUCCAGUGCUGUGGGACUUACCACCAUUGUGGAGUGCUGCCCGGUCCUCCUUGGUCCACCACUAGCAGGGAAACUGGUAGAUGUCACAAAAAACUACAAGUACAUGUAUUUCUGCUGUGGAGCUGUGGUCAUUUUGGCCAGCAUUUGGCUCUUUAUUGGAAACUUCAUUAACUACAGACUCUUGGAGCGUGAGCGCAAACGUGCAGAAAUGUACAAGCGGACUGAGACAGAUGAUCCGGACCAGGUUCAUGAUCACAAGGAGGCCGAUGGUGAGGCCCAGGCCUCUGAGGAUCUGGUCAACAAGGAUCAGAAAGAUGAUGAACCUAUGCAGCGGGAAACCAACAUUUAGAUCCUUCUGCUCUGUCAGCAGCUCCCCCUUUACCUCCAAGUGCAGCCUCGCAACACUCAACUACGAUCACACUAAGCCAAGUCGAGAGGUGUUCCACUAGGGUCUAUUUGGGGUCCUCUUUCUUUCCAACCUUCAUUCAAAGCAACAACGGUGUUGUAGGAAGCUGUAACGAGACAAUCCGUUUGUCAAAGAGCAGCAGUGAUUGUAACAGAAAUAUUAACCCAAGAGAGGAGUGUAAGAUACAGUGUGCAUGUGAAGAGGCUAAAAGUCAUAAAAUGAUUGUCGAAAAAAGUGUAGUACCGACUGUAUUUUCUUUUUUUGCCAUGUUCACCUCGUAUCAAGUUUACUGUAAAUACUUGACACUGCAACUGAGGGACAAAUAUCAGAAUCCCUCGUUGCAGAUAGAACUGCGUCAACUAAGGAAAUCAGUCGGACAAUCAACUCUGUUUAAAAGUGUUACCUGCUGCAGUUUGUUAACGCUUCAUUUUGAAUAAUCUGUCACAACAAAUUUAAAAUAUUCCAUGCUGUCAUUCCCGUUUUACCUCCCAUGUCUUCCAAUAGGAUGUGAAUGCAGUAUCAACGUGUUGCCGAGGUUCCAACACCACCAACAAGCUGAAUUCACAUGUCCAAACACAGUGAUGUCUUUGUCUUAAAUUAAUAAUGGUUACAUUUUGAUGGUCGACAGACCUUUCUGCCAGUGUCUGUUUUUUGGUGAGUUUUGAACAACUCUAAAUCCCUACAUGUGCAUUCACGCCACAAUCAACUUGGUGUAUUGGUCGCAUUUUUGACAGAAUGAAUGUACCAAAUGUGCAGUCAAAUCAGAGGUGCUAAUUCGUUAUCAUAGAAAAAGGAACAGAUAGAACAAUUAGAGAUCAAGAGUGGGUUUAAAGAUGAAUACAAGCAACCUUUAAGAUACCUGCUCCAUAGUCUUUUCACAAAGAUCUGCACAACAUUCCCUCUUUCAGUGGUUAAAUCAACUGCUACGAUGUGAUUCUCUGAUUCCUAAAAUCGAAUUAAUAGGGAUUAAAAGAGGAGCCGUGAUCUAGUUUGAUGCUGGCAGCUGUUGAGUUGUCCGAGUCUCCCUGAGUUUCAUUGUUGCUCAGCUUUGUGGAACACACAAAAACUACAUCUUUUGGACUGUGUUUCUUGCACUGCGAAUACAGGAUUAGCAAUCUCAGUGCACUGGAAAUGGUUAAUCCAGUUGGUGAUUCGUGCCGAGCGCAAAAAGUGAAUUACAUUGUUUCAUAUCGCAAUUGGGCAUCAUAAAAUUUUCACCUCCACAAAAAAGGACAGAUGCAUCCACAGCUGGUGAUGCACAUUAUACUGCCCACCUGAGCACUGUUAUGUGGUGAAGUAAAACCUGUACCAAUGUCCAUACGUUCCAUCACGUCAUAAAAAUGCUCCUUGUAAGUCGUCUAUUGCUCCGUUUUGCACUCGUAUACUGCACUAAAAGAGAAAUGCCCACUCUGCUCCGCAAACAUCUUGAUAAAACUGCUGCAAUUCCAAUACAUUUAAUUAUAGUUGAAUGUAAUUUCCUCUGUGGGCCUUAAUAAGGUAUUAAUGACCAAAAUCCAUUUGCAUAUUAGUUUUUCUUUUUUCUACAUAUACACUCUGUGAGCAAUAUACUCUCUCAUAUUUAAAUGCAGACAUACAGGUAAACGUGCAGUAUUUAUUGUGGUCGGUUUAACACUCGAUUCUAUGAUUGCCUUAAAUGUAAUGCAAUUACAAGUGUACAGUGCAUACUUGAUAGUGUUAUAUGACGCUGAUAUACCUUUGUGUUAAAUGUGAUCCACUAUUUUGCAGUUAACUUCAAAAAUCAAUGUAAUCUGCUCCAUCUGACUUGUAUCGUGUCUGUAUUGAAAUGCUAAACGAUGACGCUGCGCCAGCACAUUAAGACAUCUGAAGGAAUACCGCUGAUACUCCUAAUGAGUGAAUGGCCGCUCACAUCUACCCGUAUAUCCGGUCGUUUUGUGCGCAUCUGUUGAUAUAAGUGUCAAUGCCGUUCAAUAUUCUACCCAUUCCUCGCAUUAAUUUUUUUCUUCUUAAAUUUCGCCGUCCUGUGGUGUCGAUCACUUUUUGUCCCAACACCUGAAGCCAAAAGCUGGCCACAUGGUGUGAUCCGUCUCAGAUGUCCGAACAAUGCCAAACGCAUUUUAUUUGCUUUUUUUCAAAGCAAUCCCGAACAAAAAAAACCCUGUUAUUGUGUGUCCCCCCCCCCGUUUGAAAGGUCGAGUGUGUAUUCAGAUUCAUGAAAAUAGAUGUCCCGCUGUGUGGCAGAGGCUCACCAAGUGAAAGAGGAAAUCCUCCACGGUUUAUUGUGAAAUUAGCUCAAUCGGCUUUUUGCUGAUGAAUUCUGGGGGUAUCGGUGGACGACUUCUCUGCUCUUUCCUGUAAAUAAGAUUAUUUAAAACUACAUGCACAAUAUUGUGCGCUUACUUUUGUGAAGCACUUGAUCUGAGCUGGCUUCAUGGACCUGGACUUGGCCUCACUUAUAUUUCCCAUGUAGAGAUGAGCCAGUCUGUGUUUUUUGAAGCAGCCCAAACAACAUAUAGACAAAGCCGGGUUGUCGUGGCUUUACAAGACCGUACAUGUUGAGGUUACCUAUACUUAGUCGCUGACUUAAUCCGUCCGUUGAACUACUUGAACUGAGUCGCCGAAAAAAUGUAUUUUGCUCACCAGCAUUUCACGCCGGUGUUCGUGAUUUUCGUACAUAACCGCAUCUGUACCUUCCCUUCCAGCUUUGUUCAAUGAAUAACAUUAUCACCUCAUGAAUGUUGACGUAUCCCGCUCGCACUUAAUUAGUGAAAAGAGGGACUUUGCUUCGCUUAAGCUCCCUAUGCAUGAUGCUUCUCAAUGAGGGAGGGAGACUGCUGUACAAUCACCUCCUACCUAAUAACACUGCCCCCUGCUGGUUUCAAACCACCCAGACCAAAAGUUAAAGCCAAGCUUUCCUUUUAACUGGAACACACUGGUUUUCACAUAUUGCUUUUUUAUUUCAAACCUGUAAGGUUUUGGAUUUAUGGGUAAUGCAAAUGCAUCUUCUUCUUUUUUCUUCUGGUGGUGGGGAUGUUUUUUUUCUUCUUGUUAUUCAAAUGUUGAAGUAUACAAUUGGAACAAAACAAAACCCUGUAAUGGUUUGAUGGAACAAAUGGGAAAUCCACAGAAUUUCACCAUACCCUCUUUUCCAGCCAUGUAACUAUUUAUGAAUAAUACAUGUUUUUUUUUCUCCUGUGACCUGUAAUAAGAAGUGAGUAGUAGGUUAUUUCUCUUGUAGAUCAGAGAAGAAAUAACUGCAGUGUGGAGUGGAUAAGGGAUCUGUGACAGAAGAUUGUAUUUGCUAUUUCCUUGUGAAAUCCUGGAUAGUUUAUCUCCCGAGACCUCUUUAAAAUAGCCACAUUUUCCGGAAAAUGUGGACCAUAUUAACUCUGUGAUCAGGGGCUCAUAAGUAAAUCUGUUUCAUUUUAAAAUGAAAUAAAAAUCAACUUUUGCUUUCUUUUUCGGAGAGCUGGUUAGGGGAACAGCAAAACAAACAGUAAAUGACACGUGCUUGGGAUUUUGUGGCAUUCUCCUAAACGUACGUUGUGCUGCAAAACUAUGAAGUAAUUUUGUUGAAAAUGAAGCAAUACACUUUUAUAUAUUUUGGUUCAAAAUGUUUAUUUCAAGAAGAAAAUGGAAAAUGGUUAGAGAUAAUUAAGAGUGGAUUUGACAUGCACCGAUAGCCUUAUCAGAUAGUGCUUAUAUUUUAUGUUUCUUUCGUCUUUAUGUAUGUUCCUGUAUUUAAUAGGAGAUAUAGUUCCAAGAGUUGGUCAAGACCAAAUGUAGCAGAUGGGUAGAAUUAAGAUGAAUGAAUUUAUUUAUUAUUUCUGUAAGCAACAAAAAGGAAAAGUUCCUUGUCUGAAAGUAGUUUUAUUAAUUAAUGCAUACCUUGAUUGUCUUGUUGUUUUUUUUUACUUUUUGUUGACGAUGUGUGAAACCGAUACGCAGAAUGUAAAAAGGGUUAUAAAGUUUGUAAUGAUCGAAAAAGAGAGCUGGAGAGGUGUUUGGUGUUGGAUACGUGCAAAUGUCAAGUGAAGUGCGGCAACGGGCUCCGGAUCUGUUUUUUUAAAGCGUUGUCUCGGGGGGGAAAGAAACAGAUUGGGCUUUCAAACGUUUCAUUCAGAUGCAGUCAUUUGGGAGACAAUCGUCUCAUUGGUUGAGUGAAUCACUACAGAGCAGAGCCAGGAAAAACGCAGUCACCGGAGAAAUAAAUUUGAAUUUUGUUUUUUAUCUUUCAAUUUGUUUUUGAUGCUGAAUUGUGUGCUUUGAUGUGAAGUGAUCAAAGUUCUCAUUUGCAUCAGGAUUUUCUCACAAGUUUAGUUUGAAAAACUCCCUUUUGAAAACCAUUAAAUUUGAGACAAGCAAACACUAAUCUCUUCCCAUUGAGCAAAUGGGAUCAUUUCUGCCUCCAUAGUUUUUUAACAUAAGUAAACAAAGAAAAACAAAAUUCAAUUUUCCAGCAUAUAUAUAUAUAUAUUUCUUGUGUUGGUGUUGACUGUGUGCAAGAUGAUCUGCUACUGGGAGGCUAGAGGACUGUCCAUACCAUCUGCGUUUGUCGAGCUAACUGCCUUAUUGUGCUAUAUGCUGACCAUGAUGAAAAAAAGAUUUUUUUGAACACGGUCAACAUGAAAUUGUGUUGCUCAAACAUUUAAGUGUUAACUUUUCUUUGUCCUCUCUCCUACUGUCUCUUUAUGUUUACAAACCACUGCAUUCAUUCAUUUCAUAUAAGUAAUCCGCUUAUGUAGCUACUGAUCGGACAUUGGUGUAUUCACAAAACAUUAACACAUAAGAACAAAUAAGGUGUAAGAAUGUAACGCAGAAUCUAGUCUAUAUAUAUUACAAAAUUGUAAUUUUACAAAGUCUUUGGCAAUAUUUUCUAAUAGGACCUUGUGUUCGUAUUUUUGGACCUCCGUACUGUGGUUUGUCCCACCAGUGGACUCGGUCCACGAUGUCCUCCCAGUAGCAGACAUAUACUGUGCGCUUACACCGGUGUUUCAGAUUGUGUCAGUCUUUCCACUACCUCUGCAGCCGUCAUGUCGGAGUGAGGACCACACGGGUGAAAAACAAAACUGAUAUUAAACUACUGUAAUGUGAAGAUUGCUUCUGUCACGGUAUAGCUUAAUAAAAUAACAUGUACGUGUAUGUCCAAAUGAAA